Dermatophagoides pteronyssinus (European house dust mite) is the source of this 959-nucleotide messenger RNA. Its product is annotated as eukaryotic translation initiation factor 3 subunit G-like. Gene Ontology annotation, molecular function: translation initiation factor activity; RNA binding. Gene Ontology annotation, cellular component: eukaryotic translation initiation factor 3 complex; cytoplasm. NCBI's taxonomy places the organism in Eukaryota, Metazoa, Arthropoda, Arachnida, Sarcoptiformes, Pyroglyphidae. The record is from RefSeq and is a predicted model, not a curated record.
UUGAGUCGGAUAAAUGCCACGCUUUUGCCUUUAAUUCAUUGUUUGUUUUCGUUUCCUUUAAUUUCGUAAAAUUUCAUUUUUCUGACGAUAAUUCCGGUUGUAUACUUUCCAAUCCAAAAAAACAACCAACAAAAUGCCUUCCGCCGAUCAAUCAUGGGCCAUUCAGAUGGACGAAGAUGAAGAUCUUGAUGAACGUCGUGUAGAAUUUGAUGGCGAUAUGAAAAUCGUCACUGAAAUCCGUCAACAAGAUGGUAAAAGAGUUCAAGUGAAACAAUAUUUUCGAACAGAAAAACGUCGUGUAUCGGUAAACGUUGCUAAACGUAAAACAUGGCAUAAAUUUGGACAAUCUACUAAUGAUUCGCCUGGACCGAAUCCAAAAACUACAUUCAUUUCCGAAGAAAUUCAAAUGGAGUAUCUGGCCAACAAAGAAGAAGAAAAUGCCGAAAAAGAUUUGACACAAAAUCUUGGCAAAGGUCUUGCCAAUCAAAACAUUACCUGUCGUUUUUGUGGUCACAAUCAUUGGACCAUCAAAUGUCCAUUCGCAUCGCAAAUGUCUGCCCUCAACAAACUUGCCGAUAGUAAUGAAGCUGCAAAGGCUGAUGAUCGAACACGAUCUCGACCAGGUAUGUCAUUGCUUCGAGAUGGUAAACGUUUGGAUAUUGGUUCUCGUGGUAAAGACGAAGCAAAUACAAUUCGAAUUACCAAUCUACCGGAAGAAACACAGGAUAGCGAUAUUAAAGAUUUAUUCAAAGAUUUUGGUCGACUUACACGAAUCUUUUUGGCCAAAGAUAAAGCAACCGGUUAUUCGAAAGGUUUUGCAUUCGUUAGUUUUGAUACACGUGAAAAUGCUGCACGUGCUAUUCGAACUGUAAAUGGUCAUGGUUAUAAUAAUCUAAUUUUAAGUGUUGAAUGGGCUAAACCAAAUUUGUAAUUUGAUUUAAUUAAAACAUUUAUUAUUA